CGAUCCCGCACCGCCUCGCACGGCUGUUGCGCGACUGUUGCGCGACUGUUGUGUGACUGUUGCACGACUGUUGCGUGACUGUUGCGCCAGUCUCGCACGGCUCCUGCCCGGCUGCGGCGUGACCUCGCACGGAUCCCGCACAACCCUCGCACGACUGUUGCCUGACUGUCGCACAACCGUCGCACAACCGUCGCACGACUGUCGCACAACCGUCGCACGACUGUCGCACGACCGUCGCACGAGUCUCGCGCGGCGCCAUGCUGGCCCUGGACGCCUCCCCGUUCGAUGGCUCCCAGUACGGCUAUGGGGUGCCCUCCGGCUCCUUCUGCGACCUCGGCUCCUGCCCCCCCCCCCCGCCGGGCCCCGCCGCCGCCCCCCUCGCAGGGCUCCGCCCCGCUUGGCCGCCGUUGCCCGACGCCUUCGACGCCUUGGAGCCGGGAGCCUGCGGGGGCCCCCCCGGCGGGGGGGGGGGGCCGCCCCCCCCGCCCGGCCCCCCCCCGAUGGCACCGGCCCCCGAUGGCUCUGACUUGGACGCGGGGACGUCGCCCGGCCCCGGUCCCCGCGGCCGGGAGCGCCUCUUCCAGUUCCUGCUGGGCGUGCUGGAGCGGGGCGAGCUGCUGCAGCCCCAUGUCCCCACGGUGUCCCCAUGUCCCCACGAUGUCCCCACGUCCCCACGGUGUCCCCGCGCAGGUCCCCGCGGCCGGGAGCGCCUCUUCCAGUUCCUGCUGGGCGUGCUGGAGCGGGGCGAGCUGCUGCGGCCCCAUGUCCCCACGGUGUCCCCAUGUCCCCACGAUGUCCCCAUGUCCCCACGAUGUCCCCACGUCCCCACGGUGUCCCCGCGCAGGUCCCCGCGGCCGGGAGCGCCUCUUCCAGUUCCUGCUGGGCGUGCUGGAGCGGGGCGAGCUGCCCCACUGCGUCUGGUGGGUGCAACGCGACGCCGGCGUCUUCCAGUUCAGCUCGCGGCACAAGGAGACGCUGGCCCGGGCCUGGGGCCACCGCAAGGGCCACCGGCGCCCCAUGACCUACCCCAAGCUGGCGCGGGCGCUGCGCACCUACGCCCGCUCCGGCCAGGUGCGCAAGGUGCGCCGCAAGCUCACCUACCGCUUCGGCCCCGCGGUGCUGCCCCUUGCCGGGGGGUCUGGGGCCACCGGGGACCCCAGCGGAGGGGCCGUGGGUGGCCCUGGGGACACCGGGGACCCCACUGGAGGGCUCGGGGGUGGACCUGGUGGCCCCAUCGACACCACGGCGGGUCCCACUGGCCCCAUCAACCCCGUAGGAGGGGCCGUGGGUGGACCUGGUGGCCCCAUCAGCGCCAUAGGAGAGUCCGUGGGUGGACCUGGUAGCCCCAUCAACCCCCUAGGAGGGCCCAUGGGUGGACCUGGUGGCCCCAUCAACCCUCUAGGAGUGGCCGUGGGUGGACAUGGUGGCCCCAUCAGCCCCGUAGGAGGGGCCUUGGGUGGACCUGGUGGCCUCAUCAGCCCCGUAGGAAGGGCCGUGGGUGGACCUGGUGGCCCCAUCAACCCCAUAGGCGGGCCCACUGGCACCAUCAGCCCCAUAGAAGAUCUCACAGGUGGGUCUGGUGGCCCCAUCAGCCCCAUAGCGGGUCCCACUGGCACCAUCAGCCCCAUAGGAGGUCCAUUGGGUGGCCCUGGUGGCCCCAUGAGCCCCAUGGGGUGUCCCAGGGCUGGUGUGCCCCAUGCAGGGUGGCCCUUGGGUGGCCCCGGUGGCUCUGUGAGCCCCAUGGGGUGCCCCAUAGGUGGCCCUGGUGGCCCCAUAGGUGGCCCUGGUGGCCUCACUGGCCCCAUGAGCCCCAUGGGGUGCCCCAUAAGUGGCCCUGUGAGCCCCAUAGGGUGCCCCAUAGGUAGUCCUGGUGGCCCCAUUAGCCUUAUGGGGUGCCCCAUAGGUGGCCCUGGUGACCUCACUGGCCCCGUGAGCCCCAUGGGGUGCCCCAUAGGUAGCCCUGGUGGCCCUGGUGGUGCCAUGGGGUGCCCCAUAGGUAGCCCUGGUGGCCCCACUGGCCCCAUGAGCCCCAUGGGGUGCCCCAUAGGUAGCCCUGGUGGCCUUGGUGGUCUUGGUGACCCCAUGGGGUGCCCCAUAGGUAGCCCUGGUGGCCCCACUGGCCCCAUGAGCCCCAUGCGGUGCCCCAUAGGUAGCCCUGGUGGCCCUAGUGGCCCUGGUGACCCCAUGGGGUGCCCCAUAUGUGGCCCUGGUGGCCCCGGUGGCCCUGUGAGCCUCAUGGGGUGCCCCAUAGGUAGCCCUGGUGGCCCCGGUGGCCCUGUGAGCCCCAUGGGGUGCCCCAUAGGUGGCUCUGGUGGCCCUGGUGGCCCCAUGAGCCCCAUGGAGUGCCCCACAGGUGGCCCUGGUGGCCCUGGUGACCCUAUGGGGUGCCCCAUACGUGGCCCUGGUGGCCCUGGUGGCCCCAUAAGCCCCAUGGAGUGCCCCAUAGGUGGCCCUGUGAGCCCCAUGAGCCCCAUGGGGCACCCCAUAGGUGGCCCUGGUGGCCCUAGUGGCCCUGGUGGCACCAUGGGGUGCCCCAUAGGUAGUCCUGGUGGCCCCAUGAGCCCCAUGGGGUGCCCCAUAGGUAGCCCUGGUGGCCCUGGUGGUCUUGAUGGCACCAUGGGGUGCCCCCUAGGUAGCCCUGGUGGCCCUAGUGGCCCUGGUGGUGCCAUGGGGUGCCCCCUAGGUAGCCCUGGUGGCCCUAGUGGCCCUGGUGGUGCCAUGGGGUGCCCCCUAGGUAGCCCUGGUGGCCCUAGUGGCCCUGGUGGUGCCAUGGAGUGCCCCAUAGGUAGCCCUGGUGGCCCCGGUGGCCCCGUGAGCUCCAUGGGGUGCCCCAUAAGUGGCCGCGGUGGCCCUGGUGACCCCAUGGGGUGCCCCAUAAGUGGCCCCAGUGGCCCCAUGAGCCCAUGGGGUGCCCCAUAGGUGGCUGUGGUGGCCCCGGUGGCCCUGGUGGCCCCAUAGGUGGCCCCAUAGGUGGCCCCACGGGCGUCCCCCUGCCCCCCUAGUGCCCCCCCCACUGCACUGCCACCCCCCGCCCGGGGGGGAGGGGCCCGGACGCCUGGGCCCCCUGUAUUUAUUGCCCCCCCCGGGUGGAGGCAGCUGAAAAAUUCUGUAAAUUCGCAAUAAAACGGGCAAAAGAGA
Molecule: messenger RNA, 3138 nt
Organism: Dromaius novaehollandiae (emu)
Lineage: Eukaryota; Metazoa; Chordata; Aves; Casuariiformes; Dromaiidae
Product: collagen alpha-1(III) chain-like
Exons: 6
Coding region: 286-2919 (877 amino acids)
Biological process (GO): cell differentiation; regulation of transcription by RNA polymerase II
Cellular component (GO): nucleus
Molecular function (GO): DNA-binding transcription factor activity, RNA polymerase II-specific; sequence-specific DNA binding
Source: RefSeq, a predicted model, not a curated record